This is a messenger RNA of Linum trigynum, 1956 nucleotides long. Lineage: Eukaryota; Viridiplantae; Streptophyta; Magnoliopsida; Malpighiales; Linaceae. The record is from the annotation of a GenBank genome assembly.
CAUUACAGUCAAUCAGUCAAGUGCUAACCAAGAAGAUAACCAGAGGAAAGGAAUAAUCACAGUUUAAGAAGUAAGCUUGGUUGCAACUUGCAAGUGUCGAGUACUUGUGUAUCCAAUUCGGGGUAGGCCCACAAUUCGAUUAGCCCGAAUCUGCUAAUUCUUCAAGAAUGAGGCCCAUGAUUUGGGUCCAUCCAGGCCCAAAUUGUCAAUUCGUCUCCGGGUUUUUACUUUCUUUCACCUCUCGCUUUCCAACUGAACUCUGUUCAUGUCUCCUUCUAAUUUGUAAUUUCCCAAUCUUUUUCAUUUCCCGCGGUCUCGGUUUCCUUCGCCGGUCCGUAGAUGGAGACGAAGAACGCUAGUAAAAUUGCAAGGGAAGAGACGGGAGUCGACGGCGACGACAGGCUCAGCUCUUUGCCGGAAGAAAUCAUCUCCCACGUUCUCUCUUUCCUGGAAACCAAGUACGCCGUGGGAACCGCCGUACUGAGUCGACGGUGGAAAGAUCUCUGGGCUAGGGUUUCCAGUCUCGAUCUCGACAGCGGCUUGGUUUUCAAGCCUCUGAGCUUGGAGACAGGCCUCAAAAUCUCGCCGGAUCCUGCUUCAGCGUUUCGCGCGAGAGAUUUGGAAUUCAGCCGCUUCGUCGACAGGGUGCUGAGCCAGCACAAGAAUCUCGAUUCUCUGAGGCGUUUCCGCUUCCAUUUUUCAGUAACGUGGGAAAUUCUGCCCCCGCCUGAUUUUCGGUUUACGAGGGAAUUCGUGUUUGGUCCUCUGCUUGAGGAGAUUGAUGUUAUGCUUUCAGAGGAGACCACGGAGUUCGGGCUUCCCCAAUGUAUGCGCCGCAUUCCGCAUAGCUUCUAUACUUUGAAGAAUCUGAAAAUUGCGAAGCUUGAAAGGGUUACACUGAGUGCACCAAAAGGGUCUGUUCUUCUUCCCUGUAUGAAGAUCUUACUGCUCGUGCAUGUGAGGAUGAUGGAGUUCGAGACACUGGUCAGGCUCAUAGCUGGUUGCCCUGUUCUGGAGACUGCUCAUCUGGUAAACUGCAUCCCUUCUUACACUACUGAGAAUGACAUACUCGAUGUUUCCUUACCAUGCUUGAAGAACUUGAAGAUUUGGGAUUAUGACGAUGUUUGGGAAAGGAAACAAAGGAUGUGUCCCGUGGUAAUCGAAGCACCAAAUCUUGAGCAACUAUAUUUUGAUGUGCUUGGAGACUUCCCGUUUAAGGGCAGGAGACCAUUGCCAUGCCUCCAGACAGUAUAUGUUGCUGUCGAUGACCGUGGAAGGGCGAGCCAUUCCCUGGCUGGGUUUCUCUCUCGAAUCUCCAAUGCCAAGGAAAUCAGCUUAUUAGGGAAGACUCUGAGUCAUCUAUCAGUUGAAAAAAAUGUUCAAUUGCCUGACUUGCCCAAUUUGACACAUUUGGUAAUCGAAAUUGAGGGCAGCAGCUGUGUUCUGCGCUCCUUGCUCAACUCAGCCACCAAAUUACAAUAUGUUUACAUUGUCAUGGGGAAUUGCAGCGGACCAGUGGAGUGCGAUUGGAGGUCGCAACCAGCUACAGGGCCUGAGUGUUUCUUAUCAAGCCUCCGUGUAAUCACGAUCUACGAUUUUGUAGCAGUUGAAGCCCAGAUUGCAAUGGUUGCAUAUUUCCUCACUGCUGGAGCUAUCCUGGAGAAGCUGAUUCUGCAUUUUUAUAGUAAUGACACAGAUGGCUACAAACCUCUUGUACCACUGCUAAACAGUCCAAGAAGAUCAAGCUCUUGUGAGAUUCGUCUUUUUCGUCCCAACAAGGAGGAGAUCCAUAUCGAGCAACCAUAAGACAAACAUCGAACAGGACAUGAUGAUGAUUUCUGCCGACAUUGAUGACUCAGACAAACAAGGUUGACCUGAGCGAUGAUGAAGAGGCUUCUUUGAAGACUGCAGGCGAGCAGAAUGAAUGAAGCCGCUGAAUAACAUGAUGAACUUAUG